Molecule: messenger RNA, 255 nt
Organism: Oikopleura dioica
Lineage: Eukaryota; Metazoa; Chordata; Appendicularia; Copelata; Oikopleuridae
Source: the annotation of a GenBank genome assembly
AUGCCCCCAGGAGUCGCCUUGACCGCCUGGUGCUGCCCAUGUGUUGCUCUUGGCAACCUUGCCGCUCUUCGUGGCGAAAGCUGCUUCAAAUGGGCUAUCUUCUUCAUGCUCCCACCACUCAAUUGCAUCUGCCACUACAAACUUCGACGAGAAAUCUCUGGAGCUACUGGUGGCUGCUUCAAGGACGCUAUGGUUGUCAGUUGCUGCCCAUGCGCCGCUAUCGUCCAAGAGACCAAAUCCGUCCGACGAGGAUAA